CUCUCUGGCUUCCUGGUAUUUUCAAACAAGGAGCGCCGGAGUAUCACUUUUCCGUGCGUGGCUCGGAGCCGGUCCGGACCCCAGAUUCUCUAAGGUCACGGCCCGGUGCCGCGAACCUCGGUGGAAAACUCAUCCAUGGGAUAUACAUGCAAAUGUCGAUCGAUCCACAUUUUCCACUCGUCUUCUUUCUUAUCGCCAAAAUGUCUCUCCAAUACCUUCAAGCAGCCCGCAAAAUCGUCUGCAUCGGACGUAACUACCAUGCCCAUAUCAAAGAACUCAACAAUGCUACUCCUCAGCUGCCAUUCUUCUUCCUCAAGCCCACCACCUCUCUCUUGGCUCCAGGCGCCGGUGCUAUCCAGUUGCCUAAAGGUGUAACCACCCACCACGAGAUUGAGUUGGCAGUGAUUCUCAACAGGGACUUGGUCAACUUGCCAGACAGCUUCAGCUCCCAGGAUGCAUUGAACGCCAUUUCCGGGUACGCUUUGGCCAUUGACUUGACUGCCCGUAACGUGCAAGACGAAGCCAAGAAAAAGGGUUUGCCGUGGUCCAUCGGUAAGGGUUUCGACACCUACUGCCCAAUGUCGCCAUUUAUCCCAAAGGAGGCCAUUGAGGACCCAUACAAGUUGACCAUCUGGUUGAAGGUCAACGGUCAGACCAGGCAGAAUGACUCCACCGGUUUGAUGAUCACUAAGAUUGACGAAAUCCUCAGAACUAUGUCCCGUGUCAUGACGUUGCAGAAGGGGGACAUUAUUUUGACCGGGACCCCGCAGGGUGUCAGUACCUUGGAGGUUGGUGACAAGGUUGAGUGUGGCUUGGAGGACGAAAGCGGCGUUCCAGUCCCUAACGGUGAGAUCCAUGUCGGCUGUGUCGCCAAGGAAGGUCCAUACGUCUAUAGAGAAACUUAGAUAGUUGGAACACAAGCAUAGUAAAUAGUUUGUAUCAUGAAACGUAAGGUGGAUGGCCUAAAAAAGAGGAUUGUACAGGCAUGUUUCCUUUUGAAUGCUAAGAUGGUUCAGUGGCGUGAAUGAGGGAUAUAACUGGAUAAUAGACGAGGUCUUACAUAGGCCUCUUUGUUUGCCUGAAACGACGCGGUAUCACAAAAUAUGGGCUAAAAGUGAAUUGUGGGAAAU
Molecule: messenger RNA, 1130 nt
Organism: Babjeviella inositovora NRRL Y-12698
Lineage: Eukaryota; Fungi; Ascomycota; Pichiomycetes; Serinales
Exons: 1
Coding region: 201-905 (234 amino acids)
Cellular component (GO): mitochondrion
Molecular function (GO): acetylpyruvate hydrolase activity
Source: RefSeq, a predicted model, not a curated record